This is a messenger RNA of Eimeria tenella, 684 nucleotides long. Its product is annotated as SAG family member. NCBI's taxonomy places the organism in Eukaryota, Apicomplexa, Conoidasida, Eucoccidiorida, Eimeriidae. Bases 1 to 684 code for a protein of 227 amino acids. The record is from RefSeq and is a predicted model, not a curated record. The transcript is spliced from 3 exons.
AUGAUACAUUUCCUCGACUCCUUUUUGAAAUCACUUUUUAAUUUUGGCUCGGUGAACAUGAAAUAUUUCGCCAUUACUUUUGUGGCCCUCUCGGUGUUGUGUGUCCGCCGCGGUGAGCACGCAGAGAGCGGUUCUGCAGCAGACAAGGCUGACCGCGUCAGCUGCCUUAAUGAGUUCAACGACGUGCGAGUACACGCUGGCCUUGACCCUUUUACUACGGAGACAGAUGAGCAAAAGAAAUUGCCCCUCACCAACUCCGAGUAUAUCAAAACGGUUUGUAGCACUAUGAGGGAGGGACGAACAUUCACUCCCGAGGACGUUGUCUAUAGAAGAGAGGGCACGUAUGCUUACUCUAGCCAGAGUGGGGAGUCUGGCGACUGCUCUAUUGCCGUUAAGUACUGGAGUGGGGCGUGGGUAAACUUCGGCGAUCUUCCAGCCAUGUACACCAGCGAUAAAGGAGGGAUCUACGCAAGAUCUCGCAACAGGUCAUUUGUGGUGCUUUUCAAUCCUAAUGAGGGAGCGACCAUGGACUGUGCUUUCUUUGUCUGCCCUCCACCCACAUCAACUACGACUCCUACCCCGGCACAGAUGGGGAGCACGGAUCGUACUUUCGAAAGCUCAGUUCGGCAGGACAAGCGCCACAAGCAAAAGGGAAGAAGGCCGAAAACUCUGAAUUCAUCAUAG